Messenger RNA from Plectropomus leopardus (leopard coralgrouper), 587 nucleotides. The record is from RefSeq and is a predicted model, not a curated record. NCBI's taxonomy places the organism in Eukaryota, Metazoa, Chordata, Actinopteri, Perciformes, Serranidae.
GUGGUUCUUUAAGGGCGUGAGCAGGAAAGAUGCUGAGAGGCAGCUGCUGGCCCCUGGGAACCGAAUGGGAUCCUUCAUGAUCCGAGACAGUGAGACCACACAGGGCAGCUACUCGCUGUCAGUCAGGGACCAUGACCAGAGCGGUGACACAGUGAAACAUUAUAAGAUCCGUACGUUGGACAACGGAGGGUUCUACAUCUCACCCCGCAACACCUUCAGCACCCUGCAGGAGCUGGUCAGCCAUUACAAGAAGCAGGGAGAUGGCCUGUGCCAAACGUUGACCAGUCCGUGCCUGAGCCCCAAACCCGAGAAACCUUGGGAGAAGGACGCGUGGGAAAUCCCAAGAUCAUCACUCAAACUGGAGAAGAGGCUCGGUGCUGGACAAUUCGGAGAAGUCUGGAUGGCCACAUACAAUAAACACACAAAAGUAGCAGUGAAGACCAUGAAGCCCGGCAGCAUGUCGGUUGAAGCCUUCAUGGCGGAGGCCAACCUGAUGAAGACUCUGCAGCACGACAAACUGGUCCGACUCAAUGCUGUGGUCACCAAGGAGGAGCCCAUCUACAUCAUCACUGAGUACAUGGAGAAAG